This is a messenger RNA of Impatiens glandulifera, 749 nucleotides long. Its product is annotated as 60S ribosomal protein L21-1-like. Bases 65 to 559 code for a protein of 164 amino acids. The record is from RefSeq and is a predicted model, not a curated record. Gene Ontology annotation, biological process: translation. Lineage: Eukaryota; Viridiplantae; Streptophyta; Magnoliopsida; Ericales; Balsaminaceae. Gene Ontology annotation, molecular function: structural constituent of ribosome. Gene Ontology annotation, cellular component: cytosolic large ribosomal subunit; ribosome. The transcript is spliced from 2 exons.
UAAGGGUUUGAUAGGCCACUCUUUUGAGCCACGGAGUAGAGAGAGAAAUUGAAAGUGAGACAAGAUGCCGGCUGGUCACGGUCUGAGAUCGAGAACCAGAGAUCUGUUCGCCAGAGGCUUCCGCAAGAAGGGUACCAUUCAUCUUACGACCUACCUGAGGACUUACCAUGUUGGGGACUAUGUUGAUGUCAAGGUGAACGGCGCCAUCCAUAAGGGAAUGCCACAUAAGUUCUACCAUGGUCGUACUGGCCGCGUCUGGAAUGUUACCAAGCGCGCCAUCGGCAUUGAAAUCAACAAGCAGGUUGGUAACAGGAUAAUCAAAAAAAGGAUUCAUGCUCGCAUAGAACAUGUUCAACCUUCCAGAUGCAAUGAAGAUUUCAAGUUGAGGACCAAAAAGAAUGACCAACUGAAAGCUGAAGCAAAAGCAAGAGGUGAAGUCAUAAGCACAAAAAGACAACCACAAGGUCCCAAACCAGGUUUCAUGGUCGAGGGUGCUACCUUAGAGACUGUCACUCCCAUCCCGUAUGAUGUUGUCAAUGAUCUCAAGGGUGGCUACUAGGUUUGUUGUUUCUUGUUUGUUUUUGUUUUGUUUUGGUUAAUAACAAGUAACAUAUUUCAAGACCUUGGUGAUUUGUAGUUUUCUUCAUUUUUUCUUUUCAUAAAUGCAAAUUUUGUUUAAAUUAGAGAUAAGAUUGCUGUAAGUGUUUAAUUGAUAUGUUGAAAUUAAAUGGUAUUAAUCCAUUCUUGAA